CGCUCACAACAACAAACGGCUCUUCUAUUUGUUGUAGUUACGUGGAAGGCCUUCCUCCUCUAAAUUUACUCGUUAAUAGAUUUCUGCUUUGUCCUCGCAAAUCCGAAAAAUACAGAAAAAUGCGUGAAUGCAUCUCAGUCCAUGUUGGUCAGGCCGGCAUCCAGAUUGGUAAUGCCUGCUGGGAGCUGUAUUGCCUGGAACAUGGCAUCCAGCCAGAUGGUCUGAUGCCGAGUGACAAGACAGUGGGAAGAGGAGACGACUCCUUCAACACUUUCUUCAGUGAGACCGGUUCUGGAAAGCAUGUUCCCCGGGCCGUGUUUGUGGACCUGGAGCCCACUGUCAUUGAUGAGGUGCGCUCUGGGACCUACCACCAGCUAUUUCACCCUGAGCAGUUGAUUAAUGGUAAGGAGGACGCUGCAAACAAUUACGCUCGUGGGCACUACACCAUCGGAAAGGAGAUCAUCGAUCCUGUUUUGGAUAGACUUCGCAAACUGGCUGACCAGUGUAAUGGUCUUCAGGGCUUCCUGGUUUUCCACAGCUUUGGUGGAGGCACUGGCUCUGGUUUCACCUCCCUUCUGAUGGAGCGCCUGUCUGUCGACUACGGCAAGAAAUCCAAGCUGGAGUUCUCCAUCUACCCGGCCCCACAGGUGUCCACAGCCGUGGUGGAGCCAUACAACUCCAUCCUGACCACCCACACCACCCUGGAGCACUCGGACUGCGCCUUCAUGGUGGACAACGAGGCUAUCUACGAUAUCUGCUGUCGGAACCUGGACAUCGAGCGCCCCACCUACACCAACCUGAACAGACUGAUGAGUCAGAUCGUGUCCUCCAUCACGGCUUCUCUUCGUUUCGAUGGUGCGCUCAACGUGGAUUUGGCCGAGUUCCAGACCAACUUGGUGCCUUAUCCACGUAUUCACUUCCCUCUGGCCACUUACGCUCCUGUCAUCUCUGCCGAGAAGGCUUACCAUGAACAGAUGACCGUAUCUGAAAUCACGAACGCUUGCUUUGAGCCAGCCAAUCAGAUGGUGAAAUGCGACCCUCGCCACGGCAAGUACAUGGCCUGCUGCCUUCUGUACCGUGGAGAUGUGGUGCCCAAAGAUGUCAACGCUGCCAUUGCCAACAUCAAAACUAAACGUGGGAUCCAGUUUGUGGACUGGUGCCCCACUGGUUUCAAGGUGGGCAUCAACUACCAGCCUCCCACUGUGGUUCCUGGUGGAGAUAUAGCCAAGGUCCAGAGGGCUGUGUGCAUGUUGAGCAACACCACGGCCAUUGCAGAGGCCUGGGCUCGGCUCGACCACAAGUUUGAUCUGAUGUACGCCAAGCGUGCCUUCGUUCAUUGGUAUGUGGGUGAGGGCAUGGAGGAGGGAGAGUUCUCCGAGGCCAGGGAGGACAUGGCUGCACUGGAGAAGGAUUAUGAAGAGGUUGGAACUGAUUCUAUUGAAGGGGAGGUGGGAAGAGGAGACGACUCCUUCAACACUUUCUUCAGUGAGACCGGUUCUGGAAAGCAUGUCCCCCGGGCCGUGUAUGUGGACCUGGAGCCCACUGUCAUUGAUGAGGUACGCACUGGGACCUACCACCAGCUAUUUCACCCUGAGCAGCUGAUUAGUGGUAAGGAGGACGCUGCCAACAAUUACGCUCGUGGGCACUACACCAUCGGAAAGGAGAUCAUCGAUCCUGUUUUGGAUAGGAUUCGCAAACUGGCUGACCAGUGUAAUGGUCUUCAGGGCUUCCUGGUUUUCCACAGCUUUGGUGGAGGCACUGGCUCUGGUUUCACCUCCCUGCUGAUGGAGCGCCUGUCUGUCGACUACGGCAAGAAAUCCAAGCUGGAGUUCUCCGUCUACCCGGCUCCGCAGGUGUCCACAGCCGUGGUGGAGCCAUACAACUCCAUCCUGACCACCCACACCACCCUGGAGCACUCAGACUGCGCCUUCAUGGUGGACAACGAGGCCAUAUACGAUAUCUGCUGUCGGAACCUGGACAUCGAGCGCCCCACCUACACCAACCUGAACAGACUGAUGAGUCAGAUCGUGUCCUCCAUCACGGCUUCUCUUCGUUUCGAUGGUGCGCUCAACGUGGAUCUGACCGAGUUCCAGACCAACUUGGUGCCUUAUCCACGUAUCCACUUCCCUCUGGUCACCUAUGCCCCUGUCAUCUCUGCCGAGAAGGCUUACCACGAGCAGCUGACCGUAGCUGAAAUCACCAACGCUUGCUUUGAGCCAGCCAAUCAGAUGGUGAAAUGCGACCCUCGCCACGGCAAGUACAUGGCCUGCUGCCUUCUGUACCGUGGAGAUGUGGUGCCCAAAGAUGUCAACGCUGCCAUUGCCAACAUCAAAACCAAGCGCACCAUCCAGUUUGUGGACUGGUGCCCCACUGGUUUCAAGGUGGGCAUCAACUACCAGCCUCCCACUGUGGUUCCUGGUGGAGACAUGGCCAAGGUCCAGAGGGCUGUGUGCAUGUUGAGCAACACCACGGCCAUUGCAGAGGCCUGGGCUCGGCUCGACCACAAGUUUGAUCUGAUGUACGCCAAGCGUGCCUUCGUUCAUUGGUAUGUGGGUGAGGGCAUGGAGGAGGGAGAGUUCUCCGAGGCCAGGGAGGACAUGGCUGCACUGGAGAAGGAUUAUGAAGAGGUUGGAACUGAUUCUAUUGAAGGGGAGGGUGAGGAAGAAGGAGGGGAAUAUUGAAAUGGCCUCCUGAUACAA
This is a messenger RNA of Xiphophorus couchianus (Monterrey platyfish), 2699 nucleotides long. RefSeq names its product tubulin alpha-1B chain-like. Gene Ontology annotation, biological process: microtubule-based process. Gene Ontology annotation, cellular component: microtubule. NCBI's taxonomy places the organism in Eukaryota, Metazoa, Chordata, Actinopteri, Cyprinodontiformes, Poeciliidae. The transcript is spliced from 7 exons. Gene Ontology annotation, molecular function: structural constituent of cytoskeleton; GTP binding. The record is from RefSeq and is a predicted model, not a curated record. Bases 120 to 2681 code for a protein of 853 amino acids.